CCGAUAGCUUGUCAUCAGUAAAAUUUUGCUCCUCAACAGUAAAACAACUACCAAACAAUCAAAAUGUUCAAAUACUUCGCUCUCGUUUUCGUCGCGCUCUUCGCCUUCGCCGCUGCCGAACCUAAGCCCGCUGUGGUAGCAGCACCAUUGGCCUACUCAGCUUACUCAGCCCCAUUGGUCGCCUCCCCCUACUCCGCUGCCUAUGCUGCCCCAUACGCCGCUUACGCCGCCGCUCCCUAUGCCGCCUACGCUUCACCCUACGCCGCCUACUCCGCUUACCCAUACAGCGCCGCCUAUGUGCUCCGCAAGUAAACGGAAUGUAGCGGUUGACCUGUGAUAACAUCGAAUUGGAUUUGAUUGGCAAUGAA
Bactrocera neohumeralis is the source of this 368-nucleotide messenger RNA. Its product is annotated as cuticle protein 5.1-like. The transcript has 2 exons. NCBI's taxonomy places the organism in Eukaryota, Metazoa, Arthropoda, Insecta, Diptera, Tephritidae. The record is from RefSeq and is a predicted model, not a curated record. Bases 64 to 312 code for a protein of 82 amino acids.